CAUGGAAGGCGCCAGUCGUCUUUCGGCAACACUCGAGGAACGAUCGUCCAGCAGCAAUUCCAACCCAAAGUCUCUUAACUAGUAUAUCCUACGUUAAUAUUUCUUUGACAAAUUCGAUAUAGACAUUUCACAGUUGACAGUGAUUGAAACUUGUGACUGCUUUUUAAGUGCUUGUGUCUUUACAGUGUGACAUUCUUUUACGCCAAUCAAAUAAGUCGGAACCAAUUCGUUAUAAAGGAGUUCAAGGAAUGCUUUCCCAACCGCUUCCAAAUUUAGCGCAGCCCAACAAGGCCAUCAGCAACUGUGAGUCGCAGCAGCAGCAGCAUCAGUCUUCCCAGCAGCAUCAGCAGCAGCAGCAGCACGCCAAAUUAAUGCGCAUCAAACACAACCAGUUGGUGGUGAAUCAGGUGGACGAAAAAGCCCCGCCGCCGUCCGUUUGCCUCGUCAUGGAGGAAAACCUUCGAAUGCGCAGAGCCAUCGGCGAUGCGGUGAUGACUCUGACCCAGUGGGUCCACGAGACGAAAGAUCAAAACGGCAACGUUGCCUCGUUGGUCGACCGGAUGAAGGAAUCGGUGCAGAAAUACAACAGCCAGCCGGAAGACGUGCUCAAAGCCAUUGCCACCCAGAUGGAAGCUCGUGAAUCCGAAUGGGCGGCUGAGCGGCUGGCCUUCCAAGAGAAGGAGCGCGUUUGUAAACAAAUUAUUUUCAACCUUCAGCAAGAUAAUUACAGGCUCAGGAAAUCGCGCAUCUAUGCGCUGACACCGCGCGGACCGAGCGCCUACUGAACUCUUCAUUUGUAUUGCGUAGGCCUAUGGCUAAUUAGGUUUAGUAAUUGUCUGACUAUAUUAUAUGUAUAAUCAUCUCGAAAGUGUGUGCAUCAAUCGCGGAGUGAGAUAUUGAAUCGUUUUGUUUGUUUUUCUAAUCCAAAUGGGUUGCGUUAUUGAGUUUGGCUGAUGAUGAAACCGUUCAACGUUUUAUUAAUGCAAAAGAAAGUUUUUUUUUCCUACCUAUAUUGUUUUAUACAAAUUAUAACUGAAACAUUGUAUGCAGUUUGGAUUAAUAAAAAGUAUUUUCCUUUGGAAAUCGAAAGUAUA
Daphnia pulicaria is the source of this 1094-nucleotide messenger RNA. RefSeq lists its product as uncharacterized. NCBI's taxonomy places the organism in Eukaryota, Metazoa, Arthropoda, Branchiopoda, Diplostraca, Daphniidae. The transcript has 5 exons. The coding region runs from base 249 to 785 and encodes 178 amino acids. The record is from RefSeq and is a predicted model, not a curated record.